AUGCAUCGUCAUGGUAGAAGACAGUUCAGAGCUACCGCUCCUACGGCUCCGGUUCAAAUCCUUUCUCCGGCAGGAGACGAUGAGCCAUUAACGAUAACGAUGUUGGGUGCAGGCCAAGAAGUAGGGAGAUCAUGCUGCGUUAUAGAACAUCGAGGGAAGAAGAUUGUUUGCGAUGCAGGUUUACAUCCUGCUCAUCCAGGUCUUGGUAGUUUACCUUUUAUAGAUGAGGUGGAUUGGUCUACUGUUGAUGCUAUACUAGUUACCCACUUUCAUGUGGACCAUGCGGCCGCUUUACCAUAUAUAAUGGAGAAGACCAACUUCAAAGAUGGGAAUGGGAAAGUAUACAUGACCCAUGCCACCAAAGCCAUUUACGGUUUAACGAUGAUGGAUACAGUUAGAAUCAAUGACCAGAAUCCCGAUAUAUCAGGAAAAUUAUAUGAUGAAGCAGACGUACAAUCAUCUUGGCAAUCCACAAUAGCAGUUGAUUAUCAUCAAGAUAUAGUGAUAUCCGGUGGAUUAAGAUUCACACCUUAUCAUGCAGGUCAUGUAUUAGGUGCAUCAAUGUUCAUGAUUGAAAUUGCAGGAUUAAAGAUAUUAUACACAGGAGAUUAUUCAAGAGAAGAAGAUAGACAUUUAGUAGUAGCUGAAAUACCACCUAUAAAACCAGAUGUCAUGAUUUGCGAAAGUACUUUUGGUGUACAUACUUUACCUGAUCGAAAAGAAAAAGAAGAGCAAUUUACUACCUUGGUAUCGAAUAUCGUUCGACGUGGUGGAAGAUGUUUAAUGCCAAUUCCAUCAUUUGGUAAUGGACAGGAAUUAGCUUUGUUAUUAGAUGAAUAUUGGAAUGAACAUCCCGAAUUACAAUCUAUACCAGUUUAUUUCGCUUCAGGUUUAUUUCAAAGAGGUAUGAGAGUGUAUAAAACUUAUGUUCAUACAAUGAACUCUAAUAUCAGAUCAAGAUUCGCUAGAAGAGAUAAUCCAUUCGAUUUCAAAUUUGUUAAAUGGUUGAAAGAUCCAAAGAGGUUGCAAGAACAUAAAGGUCCUUGUGUGGUUAUGGCUUCUGCUCAAUUCAUGUCUUUUGGUUUAUCAAGAGAAUUAUUAGAAGAUUGGUCAAGUGAUAGUAAAAAUGGUGUAAUCGUUACUGGUUACUCAAUUGAAGGUACUAUGGCUAGAACUCUUUUAUCUGAACCAGAUCAUAUCGAAUCGUUAAAAGGAGGAAACAUUCCUCGUCGAUUGACUGUAAAAGAAAUUUCAUUUGGUGCACAUGUGGAUUACGCACAAAACUCCAAGUUUAUACAAGAGAUCGGCGCUCAACAUAUCGUCUUGGUACAUGGAGAAGCUUCUCAAAUGGGUAGAUUGAGAGCUGCUUUGAGAGAUACAUAUGCUACAAGAGGUCAAGAGAUCAAUAUUCACACUCCAAGGAAUUGCGAACCAUUAGUAUUGACUUUCAGACAGGAAAGAGUUGUCAAGGCAAUCGGAUCGUUAGCUACCAGCAGACCAAUACAUGGAACUCCACUUAAAGGUUUACUAGUCUCGAAAGACUUUUCAUAUACGCUAUUAGAUCCAAAAGACCUGAAAGAUUUUACUGGUUUAUCAACGAGUACAUUGGUACAGAAGCAAUCGAUACCUAUAGGAGUAGAUUGGAGUGUUGUUAGAUGGCACUUGGAAGGCAUGUAUGGUGAAGUCGAAGAAGGUCCAGAUCAAGAGGGAAGAGCGUGUUUCACGAUAAUGAACGCCGUCAAGGUCGUACAAAUAUCUGAGAUAGUAAUUGAGAUUCAAUGGUCUUCAAACUCAAGUAAUGAUAUGAUAGCAGAUUCUGUUCUAGCUGUUUUAUUAGGUAUAGAUGGAAGUCCAGCUACCGUGAAAUUGACAUCAACACCCCACCAACAUGCUCAUCACGAUCAUUCCCACUCUCACACUCAACCGCAUACCCAUAGUAAUGGCAAUCCAAGUGAAAACAAUGGAGAGUUCGAUCGGAUACAGAUGUUCCUGGAAGCUCAUUUUGGUGAUGUGAUUGGACCUAAUGUUACUGUCAACGAAGGAGAAGAAGAUGAGUUGCUAGUUAUGACAGUAAGAGUGGAUAACUUGAUUGCUAAAGUUGAUCUGAUCUCAAUGCGAGUCGAAUCGGACAAUGUGGAAAUGAAACGACGAGUUGAAAAUGUAUUGGAAAUGGCUUUGACCACGCUGCAACCUUUAUCAAGAUCUUUCCUAGGCUCAGGUAUAGAUCUGAAUCUGGAAAAAACCGAGUCUAUCGCAGCGUAG
Messenger RNA from Kwoniella shivajii, 2262 nucleotides. Its product is annotated as endoribonuclease YSH1. Gene Ontology annotation, molecular function: RNA binding; 5'-3' RNA exonuclease activity; RNA endonuclease activity. The coding region runs from base 1 to 2262 and encodes 753 amino acids. The transcript is spliced from 10 exons. Gene Ontology annotation, biological process: mRNA 3'-end processing by stem-loop binding and cleavage. Lineage: Eukaryota; Fungi; Basidiomycota; Tremellomycetes; Tremellales; Cryptococcaceae. Gene Ontology annotation, cellular component: mRNA cleavage and polyadenylation specificity factor complex. The record is from RefSeq and is a predicted model, not a curated record.